This is a messenger RNA of Danio rerio (zebrafish), 4588 nucleotides long. NCBI's taxonomy places the organism in Eukaryota, Metazoa, Chordata, Actinopteri, Cypriniformes, Danionidae. The record is from RefSeq and is a predicted model, not a curated record.
ACUAACACAGUAAGGAAGUGAUACUGAUACAAAUCUUUUUCGAGUCAGGAGAGGCUGAGUGCUCGUUGGCUUGUUGACUUUCUGUGUCCGGUUAGUUGUAUGGUUUGCUCCAGCAGGGUAAACCGAUAACCUAGCAGGUCGCUGCUUUAAAAAAAUGAAGUCUCUUAAACCACACUGUAUAUUUUUGUUGAGUUUAACUAUAGUCAACUCGAGCUUUGCAUUCUACCUUCCGGGUUUGGCACCAGUCAAUUUUUGCAAGAAGAGCUCGACUGGAGAUGCAGAGGAAUGUCAGCAUGAGAUACAGCUCUUUGUGAAUAGACUGGACUCUGUGGAAUCAGUCCUGCCUUAUGAAUAUGAUGCGUUUGAUUUCUGUAAAGACACAAAUGAAAGAAGGCCCACAGAAAAUCUUGGGCAGGUGUUAUUUGGAGAAAGAAUCGAGACAUCCCCCUACAAGUUUUUGUUUAUGAAUGACUUGACAUGCCAAAAGGUUUGCACGAAAUCAUAUAACACAACUUCAGCAGUGGAAAGGUUAAAGUUGGACUUUCUAAAGAGAGGGAUGGACCUGAACUACCAGCACCACUGGAUUGUUGACAACAUGCCCGUAACGUGGUGUUAUAUUGUGGAGGGUGAUCAGAAAAUCUGCAACCCAGGAUUUCCUAUUGGAUGUCUAGUAAACCAGGAAGGAACGCCAAAGGAUGCAUGUGUUAUCAAUGCUGAUUUCAACAAGAAGAACACGUUUUAUGUUUUCAACCACGUGGACAUCAAUAUAGUUUACCACAGUGGAGAUGAAACGACUGGGAUGGCUGCUCGACUUGUGGGAGCUACACUGGAACCCAGGAGCAUCAUGCAUAGUGAUCAUGAAAAACCAUCAUGUGAAGGCCCUCCCAUGGAAAUACCAUACGAAUUCAACAGUAAUUUCAAAAUGACUUACACUUACUCUGUUACAUUUACACAAAAUAAUGCCAUUAGAUGGGCAUCUCGAUGGGAUUACAUUUUGGUUUCCAUGCCUCACACCAAUAUCCAAUGGUUCAGCAUCUCAAAUUCUUUGGUUAUUGUACUAUUCCUGUCUGGCAUGGUGGCCAUGAUCAUGCUCAGGACAUUGCACAAGGAUAUUGCCCGGUACAACCAGCUUGAUCAGGCAGACUGGGUUAAGAUCCCUCCAGGUGCAAACAUUACCUAUGAGGAAGCCCAAGAGGAGUCAGGCUGGAAACAGGUUCAUGGUGACGUGUUUAGGGCACCUAGGAUGGGUAUGCUGCUGUCUGUCUUUCUCGGACAGGGCACUCAGAUCUUCACUAUGACCUUCAUCACCCUUUUUUUGGCCUGUCUGGGCUUCCUGUCUCCAGCCAACAGAGGGGCUCUCAUGACCUGUGCAGUGGUACUAUGGGUUCUUCUUGGCACACCUGCUGGAUAUGUUUCUUCCAGACUCUAUAAGACUUUUGGUGGUGAAAAAUGGAAAACCAAUGUACUUCUCACCGCAUUUUUGUGUCCGGGGAUUGUGUUUGUGGAUUUCUUUUUGAUGAAUCUCAUCCUGUGGACUGAGGGCUCCUCUGCUGCUGUUCCUUUUGGUACACUUGUGGCUAUUCUGGCGCUGUGGUUUGGCAUCUCAGUUCCUCUCACUUUUGUGGGCGCAUACUUUGGCUUCAAAAAACCAGGCAUCGAGCCACCAGUGCGAACAAACCAGAUCCCACGCCAAAUUCCUCAGCAGUCCUUCUUCACCAAGCCUGUGCCGGGCAUCAUCAUGGGUGGCAUCCUGCCCUUCGGCUGCAUCUUCAUCCAGCUCUUCUUCAUCCUCAACAGCAUUUGGUCUCAUCAGAUGUAUUACAUGUUUGGCUUUCUAUUCUUGGUCUUCAUCAUCCUUGUCAUUACCUGCUCUGAGGCCACUGUUCUGCUCUGCUACUUUCAUUUAUGUGCAGAGGACUAUAAUUGGUGGUGGCGAUCAUUCCUGACCAGUGGUUUUACAGCGGUGUAUCUGUUUGUCUAUGCGGUGCACUACUUCUUCUCAAAACUACAAAUCAUAGGGGCUGCGAGCACCAUCCUCUACUUUGGGUACACCUUGAUCAUGGUGCUCAUUUUCUUCGUUUUCACAGGUACUAUAGGCUUCUUUGCCUGCUUCUUCUUUGUAAAUAAAAUCUACAGUGUGCUGAAAGUGGACUAAUGGAGGGACGUUUGGAGAACACAACAUCGCCUUGUUACAGAUGGACUUCAUGUGGAAGUCUGAAGAUACAUUUGAAGAAAGGGAGAAGUCGACGGCAGUCUUCUUCCCUCUCCUCUUCUCUGUAUGGAUCAGCUGUAAUUCCCUGCAGUAGGUGUGCGUGUGAACUCCAAAGACCUUUUCAGUGCUUUACUUGCCUCACAUUGGCUUACUUUAUUUCCAGAUAAAACUUGAGCGCAUAUCUUAUGUAUAAAGUGCAUUUAUAUUGACCUAAUUGUAUCUCUUUCUUACUUUGUUUUAGUAAUCGUUUCAAUAUUUAAUUCAACUAUUCCUGUUCAUCUUUUGUUUGUCUCGUUUUCUUUUUAAGCUGGGGUGCAAGUUUUAGGUUGUGUGUGCACUAAAGUGUUUUUAGUGAGCUUAAACACACCCUGGCUAUUCUGAAGGCAAGUGUCUAUAGGCACUUUAGUAGCUUUUUCUUUUAGCAUUAGUUGCUAUGAUAUAAUCUUACAUGGACUUAUUUUAAGACUCAAGGCAAAAAUGUCUGGAGGACUCUUUUUGCAGCUUUCAUUGGCCAAAGACUUGCCGGAGUCCACGUUACUGAUAAAUCAACCAAUUACAAUUUUGUAAUGAGUCAUGAUAGGGUCAUAACAAUGUAGCAAACACAUUCUUUUGAAAACGCAGCUAUUAGAUGAUUAUGAUAAGUACUAAUAAGCAUAGUUGUAAACGCAAAGAUUUUCUUCUUCCAUAUAAAAGGUUUUGCUAUGUGAUGGGUUUGUACCCACACACACACACACGUCUACUGGGAAUUCUACAGAAUUCAUCCACAAAAUGGGUUAUAUGCACAGUUAGGGUUUUUCAGCCAAAGGUAAACUUAUGGUUAAAGGUUUCUGUGACUAAAUUAAAUUUUAUAAGGUUUCUUUUACAGUAUCAACAUCGUAAUGUAAUUAAUACACAGUUAAAUAAACUUAAGCAUUUUAGUUGUUUAAGUGUAAAGCAAGCAGACAGACCAUGUAACCACCAGAACCAGCACGCUAGCACAGAAACUCCAUUCAAAAUACUGAGGUAAAAUAAAUGUUCAUAUUUUAAAGGGAUGGCAGGGAGAAAUGUAAUUGAAUGCAGUGCUUUUUGUCCGGUCUGAGACUCGCUUUAUAUCAAUUAUCUAUUAGGCAGUGAAGAUCACAGAUUUUUAAAGAAAACAGAUCUUAAACGUGGCAAUUUUGAAAUAGAAAGUCAGUUCACCGGAAGCCAGCGGGCUGGCUGGCUAAAAAGUUGAAGUCUGUGUGCAUAUACCCUCAUUGACAACUUUGAAACUCAAAAGUGUUUACCAUUUUGUGUGCCAUAUAUGUCAGUAGUUCAGUCAGUGGUCUAUGAAGGUGAGUGUUUUGAAAUGCUCAUCAGAUUAGAGUUUAUGAAUUUGAUGACCACAAAUGAUGCCCACAAUGGCAGCAUAUUAAUCAUUCGAUUCUCUGUAAAUCUUAUUUGUUGCUUUUAUUUUUCUUUCUAAAAUAUGAUGAUGUGGAAUGGUUAAGCUUUAAAUGUUGUCAAUAUAGAAUGGCCAGGCAAUCUCUUGCUAACCAGGGAACAAAUUAAACAAGUUCAUUAUGUCAUUUGUAAUCAGUAACAGACCAUUAUGAAGGAUAACAAGUCUUUAUUGGCUGUGAAAUUUCACCCAAAAAUGUGUUUAUAUUUAGUGCAGCUUUUUCAAAAUUUGUUUUUGAAAUCCAGAAUUUCACAAAAUCCACACACAGACUUCAUUCAAAAUCACAGCACUGACUUACAAAAGCUGCUUGGUUUGAGUUAUCACUGUGUUAUAAGAUAUAUUUAUUUUUGACAAUGCUUUCAUUGUCUAUCAAUUUCGUUUCAUCUUAAGUUGCUCAUUUGGCCUUUAAAUGAGCUUUUUCCCAGCAAAAUCAGAAAUGCUCUCCACACUUACUGUGUACAUGUUCAUGUAUAAUUGCUGUAUUGAUGACAGAAAACUGCAUGCUUUUUAGCCUGUGAGAUUUGGCUAAUGUGAGCGCACCUUUAGGCAUGUAAAACCACACCAAAGUAUAUUGGUGGAUAUCAAUAAUAAUCGUUACUAUGCCAUUGACAGCAUAUCACUACUUUAUUCCAUGUGUUAAUCAUUUUAUCUCACUGAGGAAUUGUUUUUUAUGGAGUGAAGGAAAUUGGUUUAUGAAGCACAUUUUUACUAUGUUUUUUUUAUACAAUAAUAUCUAAAUAAUGGGGUUGAGAUUUUGUACUUUGUAAGUUAUUUAAAUGUCACAACUUAAAAAACACACACAUGCUUGCACAUUUUUGUUCUCAAUCAUUUUAAUUUAAAACUCACAGAAUGUACUGAGCUUCAUCAGGUCAUAUGAGGUAUACAUAAACAUUCUUCACCAUGUUGUAAUGAAGGAAAAAAAUAAUAAUAAAGCACAAAGUACAUCAUUACAAAAA